CUCGGGUCGAAUCGGAUCCAAUACGGGUCGAGUCGAGUCGGGUCGGGUCAGAGCAAAAUUGAAAAAAUCCUCUUUACCGAAUUUUAUCCGGCGAAUUGCGGAUUCAGCUAUUUGAGCAAAAUUGAAAAUCGCUCUGAAACCAAAAAUGGAGAAUCCGUCAUCAUCGGAAACUUCCGAGAUUUCCUCCGUCGUUCAUCCCAAUGACGGCGUUCAUCCCAAUGACGGCGUUCAUCCCAAUGACGGCGUUCAACGCCAGGAUCACGCCGUCCUUCCCGAAGUUCUUGAGCAUCCUGGAGCUGAGCAGAUAGCAGAUAUGUCUGAGGAAGAAGUAAAGCGCACAUUAGAAGCUGUAGCAUCUACUGGGAAGUUCUGGCAGGACUGGGAGAUACUAAAGGGAACGCUAUCGUACUGGUUGAAGAAGGUUCUAUCGGAAUAUUCUGAGGCAAAAAUGACGGAUGAGCAACAAAAGGAAGCUCUUGGAGAACCAUAUUCAGAGCUGGUUAGUCGAUUGGAUGAAGCCCUUCUUAGAUUCGAUGAUGGACCUCCAUUUACAUUGCAGAGACUCUGUGAGAUCCUUUUGGCUGCAAGGAGCAUCUACCCAAAGCUCUCAAAACUCGCUCUUGCAUUAGAAAAGAAUCUGUUGGUUACUUCUAUGUUAGCCAUCAGUACAGAGCCACAAUCACAAACCACUGAGGAUCCAAACACAGCAACCUCAGAGACAAUAACAUCUGCUGCAAGUUGCGAUCCAAAUGUAAUUGAGUCAAUGGGAGGCGAUAAGGAUGAGAUAAUGACAGAGGUAGAAGAAGCAGAUGUUGAUGACGCAAUGACUGUUGACAUGGAAACAAUCGAUGAACCAUCAGAGACAAUGACGACCACGAGUGAGAGUGAGACUCUAAGCGAAAACACUGCUGCACAACCAUUAUCGGAUUCAAUGGUGGCAGAGGAAGGAGAUUCACGGUUGCCUACAACGUGUGCCUAGAGAGUCAAAGUUUGAACAUUAUCAGCUUUGAAAACUGAUCUGGAAUAUAAUGCUUGUUCUAGGAUCUUGAUCUUGCACUAUAUUAGUCUUAAGAAUAUUCUUGUUUUUGUGGAAUUUCUGGUUUAUCAGUAAAACGCAUUUAUCCUACUGACCAGCACAAAGAAAGAAGAAGUAAAUUCCCUAGAUAAAAGAGAAAAAUUAAACAAC
This is a messenger RNA of Arabidopsis thaliana (thale cress), 1186 nucleotides long. Its product is annotated as serine/threonine-protein phosphatase 4 regulatory subunit-like protein. NCBI's taxonomy places the organism in Eukaryota, Viridiplantae, Streptophyta, Magnoliopsida, Brassicales, Brassicaceae. Gene Ontology annotation, cellular component: protein phosphatase 4 complex. The coding region runs from base 146 to 979 and encodes 277 amino acids. The record is from RefSeq and is marked reviewed. The transcript is spliced from 8 exons. Gene Ontology annotation, molecular function: protein phosphatase regulator activity.